AUGAGUACUACAUUAAUUGAAAAGGGACCAUUUUAUAUUGGUGUCGAUGUAGGUACCGGUUCGGUAAGAUCUUGUCUCAUUAACGACACUGGAGAAAUCUCAGCUAUAUGUGAGAAAAAUAUUAAUAGACAAGAAUUACUACACGAACAUAUCACUCAAUCCUCUACUGAAAUUUGGGAUAAAAUAUGUUUUUGCGUUAGAGAUAUUCUCAAAAGGUCAGCAGUGGAUGUUUCCCUGGUGAAAGGUAUAGGUUUUGAUGCCACUUGUUCUUUAGUAGUGGUUGACGAGAAUAAUCAUGAACCCAUUGCUGUAGGUCCUGACUUUUUAAAUUCAGAUCAAAAUAUCAUACUAUGGAUGGAUCAUCGUGCUUCUCGCCAGACAGAUUUUAUCAACAAGACUGGUGACAAAUGCCUAAAAUAUGUAGGGGGUAAAAUGUCAAUUGAAAUGGAAAUCCCAAAAAUAAAAUGGCUUAAAGAUAAUCUACCUGCUGAGACCUUUAAAAAGUGUAAAUUCUAUGAUCUAUCUGACUUUUUGACAUUUAAAGCUACGGGUAACCAAGCAAAAUCAUUGUGUGCUGCUGCCUGUAAACAAGGAUUUUUACCGUACGGAGUGGAAGGGUCUAUUACAGGUUGGUCCUCUGAAUUUUUGAUGAAAAUAGGUCUUGAAGAACUAGCAGAAAACAAUUUUGCUAAACUAGGUGGGCCCCUCAAUAAUAGGUCAUCAGAGGAAGUAAAUUCAAAAUACCUUUCAGCGGGUGAUUAUAUCGCACCUCUCUGUAAAUCCUCAUCUCAAGAAUUGGGUCUUACUACUGAGUGUAUUGUAGGAUCUGGUAUUAUCGAUGCUUAUGCAGGCUGGGUUGGAACUGUUGCUGCUGUGUCUGAGUUGGACCAAGAUAUAUCAACAGAUGAAUUAGAAACCAACUCAAUUAAUGGGGCAGUCGGAAGAUUAGCUGUUGUUGCUGGUACUUCAACAUGUCAUAUUACUUUAUCGAGGAAACCCUACUUCGUUGAAGGUAUUUGGGGACCAUAUAAGGAUAUCUUAAUUAAUAGUUUUUGGUGCGCAGAAGGUGGUCAAAGUUGCACUGGGGAGCUGCUAUCGCAUACUUUGAGCUCUCACCCAGCUUAUGAAGAACUAAAAGAACUAUCUAAAACUGAGGGUCUUCAGGUCUAUGACUAUCUUAAUAUGCUUUUGGUAAAUAUGGUUAAGGAAAGAAAAGAACGUUCUAUAUUGGCCUUGGCAAAGCAUAUAUUUUUCUAUGGUGAUCUACAUGGUAAUAGGUCUCCAUUAGCAGAUGCAACAAUGACUGGUUCUAUAAUUGGGCUUACAAUGGAUAUUACAAUAGAAGAUUUGGCUUUGAAGUACUUGGUAACAUGCGAAUUUAUUGCUCAGCAAACAAGGCAUAUUAUUGAAAGGAUGACAAGUUCAGGACACCACAUUAAAGCUCUGUAUAUGUCCGGGGGUCAAUGUCGAAACAGUCUACUUAUGGAUCUCUUGACGAAUAGUACAGGCUAUCCCGUCGUAAUUCCUCGUUAUAUUGAUUCAGCAGUAGUUUUUGGCGCUGCCUUGUUAGGAGCCUCAGCUAGUAAUGUAUAUGAGCGAAACCGUAAAGAAGGGAAUGAUGAUAUUUUAUGGAACACCAUGAAAUCAAUGACUAAAUCCAGUAAGGUUGUUAAACCAACUACUAUUGACAAUCCCGAUAGAAAAUUAUUAGAGGUAAAGUACAAGAUUUAUUUGAAAAUGGCACAGGAACAGAGAAACUAUAGAGCUAUGGUUGAUGCUGUAGAACAAUCAUAUAUGUAG
Maudiozyma saulgeensis is the source of this 1800-nucleotide messenger RNA. Lineage: Eukaryota; Fungi; Ascomycota; Saccharomycetes; Saccharomycetales; Saccharomycetaceae. The record is from the annotation of a GenBank genome assembly.